AUGUUUAAUAUUAUACAAGCCACUCAUUUUCGUGGUUCUAUGAUAUCUUGGCGUAUAAUCAAUGAAUCAUCUUCAACUGUUCUUGUUGAAAUUCUUCAACGUCAUGCUUGGCGAUAUGACGCUUAUACUCCACUUUGUACUGGAACAACUAUUGCAAAUGGACAGCCUACUUUAGGCGCUAGUAGUUAUAAUAUUAUUUGUGUGAGUAAUUGUCCAACAGGCUUAACAACACUUGGAAGCGUUCUAGUUCCUUGCACUGGUUAUAACAUUGGUGAACAAUAUGCAAUGGGUGAAGGACGUUUUACUUUAAAUAUUCGACGAAAUUCCAGUUUUGUAGCCACGUUUAAUAACUCGGCUUGGUUUAAUCUUGUUACAGGAGUCAAUUUGGCAUGGAGUGUUGCUGUUCAAAUUCAAACCUAUAAAAGAGUCGAUACUGGAUGGUAUAACAAUGCACCUAUUAUUACUAUGUUACCAAUCUAUCGAUUAAGAAAUAAAAUCAGCUAUUCUAUCAAAAUUAACGUCGCUGAUAAUGAUUUUGAUCCAUAUAUUUGUCUUUGGUGUAAAGGUUCUAUACAAUGUGGUGGACUUAGUAAUAGUGUACCUGGUGGUAUUAUUGAUAAUUAUGGAUGUUAUUUAAACUUUACACCAAAUACUACUGGAUAUUAUGCAGCUGCUUUGACAAUAGAGGACUUCGUGAUACUACCAAUCAAUAUAUCAUCAACUAGUUAUCUUUCACAAGUACCUAUUCAAUUCGUAUUUCAUGUUUACGAUUCUUCAUAUCCUUGUGUUACUGGACCAAUCUAUAUAGGCGAUCUCGUACCAGACAUUUGUAUCUAUCUGUCAGUAGGUGCCACUUAUACUACUCGUGUUCGUUUUGAAGUUCAAUGUACUAAUGCCACUGUUCAAAGUAUAAUUAGUGUUAAUCCAACUGGUUUAUUAACAACAUCUAUUCAACAAGAUCCAUUUGAUCGUAAGAUCUUUGCUUUUCUUGCUAAUUUUACAUCAAAUGCUCAGCAAGUAGGACAAAAUCUCUUUUGUUUCUCUGCUGUUGAUUCUAUUGGAAAUCAAGGAGAUUCAGCUUGUCUUCGUUUUGCUGUAUCAUCACAAACAUCUAGUCUUCAACCAUUAUAUAGAUUGAAUGCUACUCGAUAUCCAAUGGGAACAGUCUCGAAAACAACAUCAAUAUGGACUAUUUUAACUGGAACAAGAGUUUAUCAACGUCCAACAACUGAAACAUAUAUUCGAUUCAAACGAACAUCAGAUAGUGUCGAUUUUUAUGCAUUAAAUGCUAUGACUGCAACUGCCAAUGUUUUUUAUUUAAAUGAUCGUAUAGUGAUAAAUUCAACAGUUGUAUGGACUCCAGGUACCCAUUUUUAUAUUUAUUUUGAUGCUGGUGUAUUGGCAGAAGCCAAUACAUGUUCGAAAGAAGCGAUGCCAAUUAGUGAUCCAAACUUUUGGCCAUUUGAUAUACCAUAUGAGACGACAACAACAAGCACAAGUUCAACAAUAACAACAUCUAUAUCAACAACAACGACAGCACGAACAAUACCAACACAUCGAACCCUCGGCACAUCAACUACAACUACAUCAAUAACCACCUCAACAAAAACAGCAACAAAAACAAUAUCCGCAACAACGACGUCAACCAGAACUGUUCGUUUGACAAAUUCAAUUCCUAUAAGUGCUAUUGUUGGUAUUACUCUUACAUGCCUUUUCAUCUGUGCAUUAUUGAUAUGGAUCAUUGGUUCAAUUAUUCGUGUUGUUUUGAUUCGUCUCCUUCUUCUCAAAUAUGGUCUUCGUCAACAAAUACUCAGUAUUGAUUCAUUAUCAACUCCUGAUUUAUUUUACGAUUUAACAAAGAAUGAUCAUAUUACAUCAACAGUUCAAUAUAAACUAGCAACACGUCAUCGUCGACAACAAAGUAUAAGCGAAUAUUCGACUUUUAGUAAUGCAACUUCCAUCCAAAAUAAUUUAAUUCAAGUACAGGUAUAA
Messenger RNA from Rotaria sordida, 1992 nucleotides. The record is from the annotation of a GenBank genome assembly. Lineage: Eukaryota; Metazoa; Rotifera; Eurotatoria; Philodinida; Philodinidae.